AUGGCGGAUACACAAAUAGUUGCAGACGGCCACCAGCAUCUAGCUCAUAGCCAUGCGCAUGAAGUUGACGUCCCCGGAACAGUCGAUCUCAACGCCACCGCAGGUGACGACACUGGCUAUGGACAAGCUCUUUAUCCAGUACCCACGGAUGACCCCAAUGACCCGCUUCAGUGGCCGGAGUGGAAGAAAUCCUCGAUACUGAUCAUCUGUGCUCUCUACUCGUUCCUCGGUAAUAGCGCCCUUACUGGACCGGCAGUUUACAUCAAUAUCUACGCCGAAGAAUUUGGUAUCUCGACUACAACUGCUUCUGGAUUGGUGUCUUAUCCAAACCUUGCGUUCGGAUUCGGUUCACUCAUCCUCGUGCCCUUGUAUCUUAAAAUCGGACGUCGACCCGUAACGUUGCUCUCCAUGGCAUUUUUUGUGGGCGGAUUGAUUGGUGCCUCAMAAGCCACAACCUACGAAGGUCUUAUGGUCGCUCGCGUUUUCUGUGGCUUCGGUAGCGGAGUCUGCGAAUCACUCCCCGUUCAACUUGUCAAUGAUAUAUUCUUCUUGCACGAACGAGGAAAGAGAUUAGGUUACUAUACAAUCUGUCUCUGUCUCGGGGCUACUGGACCGCUCUACGCUGGGUACAUGCUCGCCGGUGGUUAUUCUUGGAGAUUGUUCUUCUAUGUUGUUCUAGCUUUUGCAGCCGCUCUUCUUGUUGCAGCAUUUUUCCUUGUGGAAGAAACCAACUUUAAACGGCCGGAACAAAUCACCACUCAAAGGUCCGAUAUUGCCGAUGAAAAGUUACAAACUGCUGCGCAUACCGAGAGUAUCAGUCCAGCAGUCAUUCCAGCCCGCAAGACGUAUCUUUCAACACUGCGUCCCUGGAGCUCGAUCGACCCUGAUGCAAGAUUCUUCGCUACGAUGUUACGUUCAUUUACCUACUUUUGCGUACCGGCAGUUCUCUGGGUUAUUACAACUUUUGGCAUAUAUAUCGGCCUUGGAGCUUUCUCUUUCAAUUACGUCUUCCCGAUAAAAAUCACAGCACCACCAUACAACUGGAGUCAGACAAACUCCGGCCUUCUUGCAAUCGCAACUCUUGUUGGCUACGCCCUCGCUUUACCCUUCACUUCCAGCUCCGACCGUCUAGCAGCCUAUCUCACUAAGAAGAACGGCGGUAUCCGCGAGGCAGAAAUGCGAUUGGGCAUAUUGCUAUUACCAAUGCUCAUCCCACCCGCUGGUCUUAUCCUUUUCGGUUUCACCGCAGAACGCAACCUGCACUGGAUGGGCUACUUUGUCGGUGUGGCUAUGGAUCAAUUCGGCUCGUACUUUUACUUCACAUUCGUACUUGCCUAUGCCGUGGACUCGUACUACGCAAAUACGCCUGAAAUGCUAAUUGCCAUGAACCUCGGCAAACAAGCUAUAUCCUUUGGAAUGAGCUUGUAUCUUCUAGACUGGGUGUUGCAGCGAGGCUAUGUGGUUGUAAUUUCGGGUAUCUUCUGUGCUGUGUUGCUCGCUAAUAAUCUGGUUGUCGUGAUUUUCAUGAUCUUUGGAAAGAGGAUUCGAAGAUAUACAUCCAGGUCCUGGUUGGGAAGAUUACAUGCUCGCACAUAUACGAAAAACAUGACUCAUUAG
Talaromyces amestolkiae is the source of this 1617-nucleotide messenger RNA. RefSeq lists its product as uncharacterized. Gene Ontology annotation, molecular function: transmembrane transporter activity. Lineage: Eukaryota; Fungi; Ascomycota; Eurotiomycetes; Eurotiales; Trichocomaceae. The record is from RefSeq and is a predicted model, not a curated record. Gene Ontology annotation, biological process: transmembrane transport. The transcript has 6 exons. The coding region runs from base 1 to 1617 and encodes 538 amino acids.